UUCUCUGGCUAGCUCGGCUCCCUCUCCUCCACUCCCCUUUCUUCCACUCAGCCCUUUCUUUCUUUCUCCCUCCCCUCCCCUCCCCCAGCCAAGCCUCCCAGCGCACUUCCCUUCCCCCGCCUCCCAGUCCCACACUCCCCUCUCCUCCCCACUCCCGGCCCCCCCCCCCCCCCAGCCUCUUGCCUUGUGACACAUCCUGGGCCCUCCCGGAGGCGGCAGCAGCAGCGGCAGCAGCACUAGAUACCACUCUGCCGAGGCCGCAACCCCGGCUCAGCCUCCCCAGGCCACGCAGCUGCCGCAGUAAUGGCUGCUGAUGGGGUGGACGAACGCUCGCCUCUGCUGUCAGCAUCCCACUCCGGAAAUAUCACUCCCACCGCCCCACCGUACUUGCAAGAAAGCAGCCCCAGAGCGGAACUCCCACCUCCAUAUACAGCCAUUGCCAGUCCAGAUGCCAGUGGUAUUCCAGUAAUAAACUGCCGUGUGUGCCAAUCACUAAUCAAUUUGGAUGGCAAGCUUCACCAGCAUGUGGUUAAGUGCACAGUUUGCAAUGAAGCUACACCAAUCAAAAAUCCUCCAGCAGGGAAGAAAUAUGUUAGAUGCCCUUGUAAUUGUCUUCUCAUCUGUAAGGACACAUCUCGACGAAUAGGAUGCCCAAGACCCAACUGUAGACGCAUAAUUAACCUUGGCCCAGUAAUGCUUAUUUCUGAAGAACAACCAGCCCAACCUGCACUGCCAAUCCAACCAGAAGGCACAAGGGUCGUGUGUGGCCACUGUGGUAACACAUUCCUGUGGAUGGAACUGAGGUUCAACACUCUGGCAAAAUGCCCACACUGCAAAAAAAUCUCCUCAGUGGGUAGUGCGCUUCCACGAAGACGCUGCUGUGCAUAUAUUACAAUUGGAAUGAUAUGUAUUUUAAUAGGAGUAGGAUUAACUGUUGGCACCCAAGAUUUUGCAAGGCGAUUUCGAGCAACCUAUGUUUCUUGGGCAAUUGCUUAUCUCGUAGGGUUGAUCUGCCUUAUCCGAGCUUGUUACUGGGGAGCCAUAAGAGUUAGUUAUCCAGAACACAGUUUUACAUAAGCUUGUUUAUUUUUCAGUGACGCAGGUGAGAGUGUCUAGCAGUUCUUGGUAAGCUACUCUGGGCAUCUUUAAAUUAUUUAUCCUAAUGGAUUCCAUUCUGGUUUGUAUAUAAUAGUUUCAAGACUUUGGGAGUCUUUUAUGAACAAAUGCUCAUUGCACUACAUUAUAUGCAAAUUGUUUUGCUGCUAGGUUUUCAUAAUUGUAAUAAUAAAGCUUUUUCAUGUUCUUUUACAUCUCUUAUAGAUAUUUUUGGAUUUGUUACCAAACAUUACAUUUACUCUCACCCUUUCAUUAUUUUUAAAUCAGUUAUUUCAUUACUUGCUGAUAUGUGAAUAUUCCUAAGUGUUUAUAAAUAUUUCUAUAAUAGUUUCACAUUUAUACUUACAUUUUAAUUAAACAGUAUCAAAAUUGCUUGCUUAAUACCUAAGCAAUAUGCAUUUUGCUUGAACUGCUUACUGUAACUUUAACCUAAGAUUAUAGUGACCUUAUUCAGGAAAAAAAAUUUAGUGUACCUUCAAAGACUUGACAUUCUUGACAGAGAAAAAAACAUUUCUAGAUACUGUAUGCUUGUUUUUUGUUGUUUGUAGAAAGAUACAAUAUUUUGGUAGUAAUUUAAAAUACAAGAAUGAAUAUUUAUUUGUCCACAGAGUGAGAUGUUGGAUAAAUGUCUUUUCUCAAAGAUCAUAGGACUUUUGUCUUUCAUUUUUGUUUUUUUAUUUACCGGUUAGAAAAGAUCUGGUCUGGAUUUAUGGAAUUUAAUGUUUAUCAUUACAUGUUUUAUAAUACUUAACUAUUUAAUCAAAGAUAUAUUUACACUGGGUUGUGUACCCCUUUUCCUUAUAUCAUGGUACAUUUUUCUUAUGGAGGUAAUUAUGUACUACUUAUAUUUGAAGGAAGCUUAUGAUAUUUUACAAUAGCUAAAAUGUUGAAAUUAAGGUAACUGAUCAGAUAAUUACCCAAAUUAUUCAAGAAACUAGAUCAGAGAUGAAGAACAUAGUUUUCUAAGAAUUCAUUGAAAUUUAUGGAAUCAGCUCUUGCACUGCCCAUCUUUGCAGUUUUGAAAAAUAAAUUGCUUAAUCACAAAUGUUCUACAGUCUUUAAAUGUAGUCAAAUUAGACAAUGAGAUCAUCUGAGUAAACUAAUUGGUGAUUCCAGAGAUAAGACUAACAUUUUAAACUAUUUAUGUUACUGAUUAGUAUAAAAACGUACUCAUCACAUAAUUUGGAGGAAAAUACAUGUACACUUCCAAGAGUAAAAUGACAAAUGUAUUAAUGUGUUAGCUCAGGAUUAUAUGUACCUUUAAAAAUACACUAAUAAAGAUUAUUGUUCAAAAAUUA
Messenger RNA from Callithrix jacchus (white-tufted-ear marmoset), 2414 nucleotides. RefSeq names its product phosphatidylinositol-4,5-bisphosphate 4-phosphatase 2 (gene PIP4P2). Gene Ontology annotation, biological process: phosphatidylinositol dephosphorylation. The record is from RefSeq and is a predicted model, not a curated record. Gene Ontology annotation, cellular component: late endosome membrane; plasma membrane; lysosomal membrane. Lineage: Eukaryota; Metazoa; Chordata; Mammalia; Primates; Cebidae. Gene Ontology annotation, molecular function: phosphatidylinositol-4,5-bisphosphate 4-phosphatase activity.